Molecule: messenger RNA, 596 nt
Organism: Sphaeramia orbicularis (orbiculate cardinalfish)
Lineage: Eukaryota; Metazoa; Chordata; Actinopteri; Kurtiformes; Apogonidae
Gene: hint1
Product: histidine triad nucleotide binding protein 1
Exons: 3
Coding region: 32-412 (126 amino acids)
Molecular function (GO): catalytic activity
Source: RefSeq, a predicted model, not a curated record
UCUAAAAGGACAGUCUGACUGCACCUCCAACAUGGCUGAUGAAACAGCGAAAGCGCAGACUGCCCAGCCUGGUGGAGACACAAUAUUUGGGAAAAUCAUACGCAGGGAGAUUCCUGCAACCUUCAUUCAUGAAGAUGAUCUGUGUGUAGCCUUCAACGACGUCGCUCCUCAAGCUCCCACUCACAUCCUUGUUGUCCCAAAAAAGCCCAUUGUUCAGCUAUCGAAAGCAGAGGAAGGUGAUGCAGCGUUGCUGGGUCACCUGAUGAUUGUUGCAAAGAAGUGUGCUGAGCAGGCAGGUCUGACUAGAGGCUACAGGGUUGUCGUUAAUGAUGGAGCUGAUGGAGGCCAGUCGGUCUACCACAUUCACCUCCACGUCCUGGGUGGACGCCAGAUGCAGUGGCCCCCUGGCUAAUCUUCCACUCUUCCCUCUGGUCAUCCUGCCAUCAAUUUCUGCUUCUGUCCACCAACAACCAGUUCUGUUUCCAUGUAAUCAGUUGUCAGUUUGUCAUGUGAAACAAAAGAAAAGUCAUUGAAAAUCUGAAAUCUGUGGAUGGUAAUAAAAUGCACUUCACGUCAACUGUUUCUUUUCACACUGA